Messenger RNA from Gymnodraco acuticeps, 2243 nucleotides. It is a transcript of the gene sptlc3, whose product is annotated as serine palmitoyltransferase, long chain base subunit 3. Bases 1 to 1650 code for a protein of 549 amino acids. The transcript has 12 exons. The record is from RefSeq and is a predicted model, not a curated record. Gene Ontology annotation, biological process: ceramide biosynthetic process; sphingosine biosynthetic process. Gene Ontology annotation, molecular function: serine C-palmitoyltransferase activity; pyridoxal phosphate binding. Lineage: Eukaryota; Metazoa; Chordata; Actinopteri; Perciformes; Bathydraconidae. Gene Ontology annotation, cellular component: serine palmitoyltransferase complex.
AUGGCAAGAACUGCUGCGAACGGCCACUUAAAACCACAUUUAAACCAGAAUGGACUGAAACGCGAAGACAUAAAGAGAAAUGGCUAUCACAACAAGAGAGAGAAAAAUGGCCCAGGGACUUGUGUUGCCUCCAGGCAGCACAAGCAGGAGUCCUUUGAACAGGCCCCGAUGUACGUGGCUGUCAUGACAUACCUGGGCUUUGGCAUUGUCACGCUGUUUGGCUACUUCAGGGAUUUCCUCCGAGCUGUGGGCAUAGAGAAGUGCCACCUUGCCCAGGAAAGAGAGGAACAGAAGGACUUCGUGCCGCUUUAUCAAGAUUUCGAGAACUUCUACACUCGAAACCUGUACAUGAGGGUACGUGACAACUGGAACCGUCCCAUAUGCAGCCUGCCAGGACCAGUCUUUGACGUGAUGGAGAGGGUGUCUGAUGACUAUAACUGGACAUUCAGGUUUACUGGGAAGACGCUACACAAUGUCAUCAACAUGGGCUCCUACAACUACCUCGGUUUCGCUGAGAACAACACUGAUUUCAUGAAAACUGUGGCAGAAAAAACUAGCCAGUACGGGGUUGGGGUUUGCAGCACAAGACAGGAAAUAGGUAACCUGGACAUUCAUGAAGAGCUGGAGCAACUUGUGGCCACUUUCCUCGGAGUGGAGUCCUCCAUGACUUUUGGGAUGGGUUUCGCCACCAACUCAAUGAACAUCCCAGCACUUGUUGGCAAGGGUUGCUUGAUACUGAGCGAUGAGGUUAAUCAUACUUCUCUCAUCUUGGGGGCCAGACUAUCUGGAGCUACGAUCCGGGUGUUCAAACACAACAACAUGCACAGUCUGGAGAAGCUGCUCAGAGAGGCGGUUUGUUCGGGGCAGCCUCGGACGCACAGGCCCUGGAAAAAGAUCCUCAUCAUGGUGGAGGGCAUCUAUAGCAUGGAGGGCUCAUUGGUGCGACUUCCUGAGAUCAUCGCUCUGAAGAAGAAGUAUAAAGCAUAUCUGUUCGUGGACGAGGCCCACAGUAUCGGGGCGGUGGGGCCAACAGGGAGGGGCGUGACCGAGCUGUUCAAUGUGAACCCAGCCGAUGUGGACGUGAUGAUGGGCACCUUCACCAAGAGCUUUGGGGCGGCUGGAGGCUACAUCGCAGGGAAGAAGGAGCUGGUGGACUACCUACGCUGUCAGUCCCACAGUGCAGUAUACGCCACUUCCUUGUCCCCUCCUGUCACCGAGCAGAUCAUACGUGCCAUGAAGUGCAUCAUGGGAAAUAACGGGAGCACAGAGGGCAUUAGAAGGAUCCGCCAACUGGCAGAGAACACCAAAUACUUCAGGGCCAGGCUGAAGGAGAUGGGCUUCAUCAUCUACGGCCAUGAAGACUCACCUGUGGUCCCAAUCCUGCUCUACAUGCCCGGCAAAGUGGUGGCUUUUGCUCGAGAAAUGCUGGAGAGGAAAAUUGGUGUAGUUGUCGUUGGAUUUCCAGCCACGCCGAUCACAGAGGCCCGAGCUCGCUUCUGUCUGUCUGCAGCGCACACCAGAGAAAUGCUGAACCAGGUGCUGCACCACAUGAACGAGGUGGGAGACCUCUUCUGCCUGAAGUUCUCACGACGGAAGCAUUCGUCCCGUCCUGACCUCCAUGAUGAGACAGGGCUGGAGCUGAGCAGCUGAUAUGACCUUUGACACCUUCAUUUCACAGUGUCAAGACGAAGUCUAAGUGCCCACGCAACAGCAGAGUAACACCCAUGUCUCACGGCAGAACAAGGGCCAAAUGUUAAGCAUCUGCCUAUGUUGGUUAAACAUUGUGAUCUAACAGAACAUUUAUUUGUGCUUCUUAACAUGGUACCCUAUAUGAACUAUUGAAAUACCUUAUUUACUAAUAUAUGUAUAUUUGAAAACAAAUGUUCGCACAUCCAUUGCUGGAUUGGUCUCAGGUAUGGUGUAAAAUAUUUAGAGUUAUUAGCUUUUUAUAUUGAGACAAAAAACAUAUGGUUAGUUCAAUAUAUUUCAGAGGCUCUUUUUACACAUUUUUCUCCCGUCUAUAUUAAGACGUUACACUUUUUAUGGAAGCAUUUUUUGCUUCUCAUAACUCAACAUCAUGGUGGUUAUUAUUUAAAAGAUGAUGUAAGGAGUCAUUUUCUUACCUAACAUGAAGUAAUAGGUAUUGAAAUUGGAAAAGGCAUUUGUGACUUGAAAUUUCCCAUGUGGUCUACUUCUGCUGAUUUCUAUUUGUCCUAAUAAAACACAAAUACUGCACAUAAAAA